Colletotrichum tamarilloi is the source of this 1170-nucleotide messenger RNA. RefSeq lists its product as uncharacterized. The transcript has 8 exons. The record is from RefSeq and is a predicted model, not a curated record. The coding region runs from base 1 to 1170 and encodes 389 amino acids. NCBI's taxonomy places the organism in Eukaryota, Fungi, Ascomycota, Sordariomycetes, Glomerellales, Glomerellaceae. Gene Ontology annotation, molecular function: methyltransferase activity.
AUGUCACACUCAUCAGAGUCUGAUGGAGGAGAGAUCGAUCAGGCCAAGCAUGAUCAACUGUUUCUGAGCUUGAAAGCGAAGUUGAUGGCGGAUUAUGGGAUUGAUCCGGACCGUGAUUUUGGUCAGCCUUCGAGGGGGCGGCAGCAGCAUUCUCACGAUGACGACGACGAAGAAGAGGGAUGCGGUCACGCCACUUGCGAACAUGGACAUUCCGAGGACGUCCCUGGCUUGUCGUCGUCUGGGCUGAGUCUGAGUGAAUCCAUACUGGAGUAUCGUAUGGAGAACGGGAGGACGUAUCAUCGGUACAAGGACGGCAAAUAUACUCUUCCAAACGACCAGGCUGAGCAGGAGAGGUUAGAUCUCCAGCACAACGUCUUUCUCCUUACGUUUGACAAUAGGCUCGGACUCGCGCCGCCGUGCCAGAAGGGCGCCGAAGUCCCUGGCAGGGUCCUCGACGUUGGAACGGGGACGGGGAUAUGGGCUAUUGACUUUGGCGACGAACAUCCCGAAGCCGAAGUCCUUGGGAUCGAUCUUUCGCCUAAUCAACCUACUUUCCUACCGCCAAACGUCGACUUUGAAGUAGACGACAUUGAGGAGGAGUGGGUGUUUGACGAGCCGUUUGACUAUAUCCACAGCCGUCUCAUGACAUCCAGCAUCGCAGACUGGAAGGAGUACCUGAAGAAUUGUUACGACAACCUCACACCAGGAGGCUACCUCGAGCUCCAAGAAGUCGACGUAGGCCCCUCCUGCGACGACGGCACCCUCGACCCCACGACCUCGGCUCUGGCGCGGUACUGCAACCUCUUACACGAGGCCUCGGUGAUGCUGGGCCGGCCGUACCAGGAGAUCCCCAAGCUCGCCGGCGUGAUGCGCGAUCCGGAGAUCGGGUUCGUGGACGUCGAGGUCCGCGUGUUCAAGUGGCCUACCAACGGGUGGCCUGCCGCGGACACGGAGGAAGGGAGGAGGUUGAAGGAGGUAGGCGUGUGGAGCGGGGAGAAUAUCGUUGCCGGGCUCGAAGGGUUCGCGAUGGCGCCGUUUACGAGGGCGUUUGGGUGGUCCAAGGAGGAUGUUGACGCGUUUUUGGUGGAUGUGAAGAGGGAGAUGAGGGAUGAGAGUAUCCAUGCUUACGGACUUGUGUAUUCCAUUGUGGGCAGGAAGCCUCUAGGAUAA